This is a messenger RNA of Exophiala xenobiotica, 3065 nucleotides long. RefSeq lists its product as hypothetical. The transcript has 4 exons. Gene Ontology annotation, biological process: nuclear-transcribed mRNA catabolic process, nonsense-mediated decay; mRNA export from nucleus. Gene Ontology annotation, cellular component: nuclear cap binding complex; nucleus. NCBI's taxonomy places the organism in Eukaryota, Fungi, Ascomycota, Eurotiomycetes, Chaetothyriales, Herpotrichiellaceae. Bases 499 to 2715 code for a protein of 738 amino acids. Gene Ontology annotation, molecular function: RNA cap binding; mRNA binding. The record is from RefSeq and is a predicted model, not a curated record.
CGAACUUUUGCGCAAUCUGUCCGUCCUCUCGAACCUCGCCGUCACAGUGUCAAGCCGAUCGACUCCCUCACUGUUCCUCUCCUAUAUAGCAGUGACCCUGCGCUUUUGAGCUAUGGCUGAUUACGACCGGAGACCACGCCGAGGUGGAGGAGGUGGAGGUCACUUCAACAAUCGCAAGAGAAGAUACCGAGGUGCGAAUGCGCUCAGGGAACAUCAAGGGGAUAAUCAUGUUGUUGACGAGUCUGCAGACGAUGAUUUUGAAGAUCGCCGACCUCAGCGCCGUCGCUAUGAAGAACCUCUCGCAGUGACAGUUCGCAAGCAAGUCCUCUCCAUUGCAGAGAGUGUAAUGUCAACCCGUACCGUCCCUGGCACAGAUGACUGACGUGGUCACAGCCGAUCCGAAAGGCAGAAGAAGAUGUUGCGACUAUCGCCAGAACACUUGCAGAGAACUACUUUGAUAACGAGGUUUCAACAGGCUUUGUGGACCUCAUUGGGCAGAUGAUUGUUGAACAACCGCUCAAAAUCCCAUUUCUAGCCGCAAUCGUCUAUCUCACGAACGCUCAAAAGCCAGAGUUGGUAACAGAUGUCCUGACCAAGAUUGGAGAAGCAUUACAACGACGCCUGGAUCUUGGAUUAUGGCGAGAGGUCAAGCUGUAUCUUCGUUUCCUUGGUUGUCUACAGGGUAUAUUCUCAGGUGACGGUGUCUUUGCAAUCCUUGAAGAACUUUUCUCCAGGGCAGCCGAUCUGCAGAUGAAGUCGUCCGAAGAUUCACUGGGCCUGGAGUUGGUGAAGAUCAUCCUCCUAACUAUCCCAUACGCAAUGUCCUCCUCCGCAACGGGAUUGGAAAGCCAAGCAUCGAGCCUCCUCGAGAAAACCGACAUCAUCGCCUCGACAGCUCAUCCUUUGGAAGUCUUAGUUGAUCCCUACCCAGGCUCCGAAGUUGGCGCGCCGAGCCCUUCCGAAAGCGCAUUGGCUCUACUGCAGAAACAUAUGCAAGAAGAAUCGAGAAGCUCUUGGGAGUUGGCAUGUUUGCCCCGACCUUGGAAGGGUACCCGAUCGCCCGAAGAGGAGGAGGCAUUGGCUAGUGCACAGACACAUGCUUUCCCUCCAGUCCAGGUCCCAGAGGUCGUUCAGGUCGGACCUCGCCCGGUCUUUCCUGAGAUUUACUUCUCCGUCUAUGGUGAACAAGAUAUCGAGACCGUGCCCCCUGCGUCUGAUCCCGCUUCGAUUCUCAUUCGAGACGCUCUGUCCGAUACAAUCAGUGGCCUUGAUUUCAGCCGAACAGUUGCGGCGAAAUUUCUUAUUGAUGUGGACUGCUACUUUGCACCAGAUACCUUUGUGAAGCGAGCUACGGCGUUCGACAAGCUGCGAGAGGUUGCCGGAGACAAGGCUACCUGGAAACCCGAAGAUGUCAUCGUGGAUGCGUGCUUCGCUCAGCUGAUGCAGCUGCCUGCUCCAGAUCAUAAGCUGGUGUAUUAUCAUUCUGUUCUCACGGAAGCUUGCAAGCUUGCACCGGCCGCCGUGGCACCCAGUCUGGGCAGGGCGAUCCGCUUUCUGUAUAGAAAUGUGGAUCGCAUGGAUUUCGAGCUUUCUCAGCGUUUCCUGGAUUGGUUCGCUCACCAUCUCAGCAAUUUCGGCUUUACCUGGAAAUGGACAGAAUGGGUUGACGACGUACAACUCCCUAAUGUCCACCCGAAGAAGGCAUUCAUCAUGGAUGCAUUGGACAAGGAGAUCCGCCUGAGUUUCUCCAAACGUAUCAAGGGCACGUUACCGGAGCCUUACCAGGCUUUGAUCUCCGAAGAAAAGGAAAAGGACACGCCUGACUUCAAGUAUAACGACGAUUCAGCACCGUUCGCAGCUGAAGGUAAAGAGAUUGCGCAGCUCAUACGCCGUAAAGCUGCGGACGAAGAAUUCUCGCCUAUCAUGGACAAGAUAGAGCAGGAAGCGACGGCGUCAAAUAUUCCCGAUCCCCAGCUAGCGUCCGCGGAUGCAUUCGUCACCUCGAUAUGCUGGGUUGGUUCAAAGUCCGUCUCACACGUGCUUGCCUGUAUUGAACGAUGUAAGGAACGACUGUUGGCUAUCAGUUCGACGAGCGCUGCCUGCAGAAAACAGAUCGUUACUUCGGUAAUGGACUACUGGAAGGAUUCGACUGGCGUUGGCGUGGUCAUCUUGGACAAGCUCCUCAACUACCAGAUCCUGACUCCUGCCAGUAUUGUGGAGUGGGCUCUGAUCGACCACGUCGCUCGAGGCACGCUACUUGCCAGGACAUGGUGCUACGAGCUCGUGGACAAGACGACGAGGAAAGUUGCCUCACGAGUUAGGAGUAUCGUGCAUGCCAUUCGGCAGCCUGGGCUUGCGGAUGAUCAGAAGAGCGAACUUCAACAGGCGUUGACGGAGGAGCUGGAGGGUAUGAAGGCGUUGUUUGCCAUCAUUGAGGAUGCAGUCGUGAGCAUUCGCGAUGGCAACCAGGAUGAGAUGAUUGAGAGCAGUGAUGCUCUGAGGGCGGAGGAUGAGGAUUUGCUGAGAAGUUGGGGCGCGAAGUGGGCCAAGGUGUUCCAACGGAAGUAUGGUGUUGAAGAAAGCUGGGUAAGGGAGGAGCUGGCAAGGCCGAUUCCCGAGCCCGAAGUUACUGACCAGGCGAUGAACAUGGAGGACGUCAAGACGGACGUCAAUGGUGGCGCGGAGAACGGAGCGGCUGUGGAUGCUAUCGAAUGAUAGUACUGACAUCUCUACGCCUAGGAGAUGCGGACAGGACAGAAUGGUGUAAAACAUGGAGCAGAAUUUGGCAGUUGAGGGCAUUGUUGCAGGCCAUUUUCGAGGCUGCCAUAUGGGAUGCGGCUAGAUACUGACAGCUUUGGGAAAUAUCUUGGGAGAAGGUCCUCUCUACGCCAGCGCACGCACUGAGGCCGGGAAAAGUAUCGAUGGUCUCUCCCUUUUAAAAGACGUUGGGAGUGCAUUUCCACCCACAAUCUGACUGAGGCUUCGGACUUUUGCCACGUCAUGCCUUCUUUUCUUUUAUUUAGUAUGCUGUUCCUCGAGCCUUUUUGCAGGAAUGUCAAUGAUAA